This is a messenger RNA of Uranotaenia lowii, 811 nucleotides long. It is a transcript of the gene mRpS11, whose product is annotated as 28S ribosomal protein S11, mitochondrial. Gene Ontology annotation, molecular function: structural constituent of ribosome; mRNA 5'-UTR binding; small ribosomal subunit rRNA binding. Gene Ontology annotation, cellular component: mitochondrial small ribosomal subunit; ribosome. The record is from RefSeq and is a predicted model, not a curated record. Gene Ontology annotation, biological process: maturation of SSU-rRNA from tricistronic rRNA transcript (SSU-rRNA, 5.8S rRNA, LSU-rRNA); ribosomal small subunit assembly; translation. The coding region runs from base 137 to 730 and encodes 197 amino acids. The transcript has 4 exons. Lineage: Eukaryota; Metazoa; Arthropoda; Insecta; Diptera; Culicidae.
CCCGUGUUUUGCUCGUGCAGUUUGUGUUCACAUUGUUGCGUAAAGGCCGGAGCCUCUCCAUCAGGUUUAAAUUCCGAUUUAAUCCGGAAUUUCGGUUCUCCAACAAGCUUUCAUUAGCGUAGAAGUGAGAUCGACGAUGUCAGUGCCACAGUUGGCGGCCUCUUUGGUCGGUAUCUUCCGGUCGGUAGUCGGUCGCCGCACCAUUCACCAAAGUGCCGCUCUGUUCAAGGUGGAAGAUCGGAAAGCCAUGCUGGCUUCGAUGCCCGACAAGGACGAAGGCACUGUCGGCGAACGAUCCGUUGAUAUCGAUACCCUAAUCAACAAGCGUGAUCGUUUCUUCCCGGAUGCAAACACCCCCACCGCGCUGUUCAAUGGGGUUCCAUUCAACGAGAUACCGAUUUGCAACAUUCGUGUGUCACCUAACAACACCAUCAUAACAAUCUGUGACCCCAAAGGGACGCCCCAGUUCAUCCGAUCCUGCGGUAUCGAGGGUUUUAAAAACACCCGCAAAGGAACGAACAUCGCAGCUCAGGCAACAGCCAUUAGUAUUAGCAGUAAAGCAAUCGAGAGAGGCUACAAAACGGUCCGUGUAACAGUACGAGGUCUUGGGCCUGGUCGAAUGUCUGCCAUUAAGGGAUUAGAAAUGGCCGGUAUGAACAUAGUUUCUAUUACGGAUGCAACUAGAGUAUCGUGGAAUCCUCCCCGACCCCGGAAACAACGCAAGCUAUAAACGGAAUGGUAUUUUGUAACGUUUUACGUUUCCAUUAGUUUUUCAUUUGUUUGAUAGUGAAACUCGGUUUCCAUUACCAGA